AAUACGCUUUCGGUCAUUGGCGCGUCUAUGGCGGCGUCCCGGCACCGACAGUUUGUUGUUUUCGUCCGAGACAGGUGAAGGGGAAUAUUAUUGUUGUGUCCGCGGUGGUGAUUGCGUAUUUUUCGUUUGGUGUUGGUGAUUUAUAAUAUUAAAACAAAAGUUUUUUUUUCACCGUUUUGUCGUGCAAACGCGUCCCGCCGAAUCGUUUAGUGUUUUUGUUUUUUUGUUUUCAUUACUAGAUGUUUUGUUUACUGUGUGUCGACCGAGUGUGAUAAGGUUUUUCGUACCUACUUACUUAACGAUUGUUUUUGGUUUCAUUUUUUUUUUUCAAAAAACCCGCCGACGCGUUUUAAAAACAACUCGGUGCGAUGGAAUGUUGAUUAAUGGAUAUAUGUCAAUGAAGGAUUUAACCGAUUAUGGAGACAUUAUUCGGUAGACAUCUACCGUCGUAUUCGAUUAGUUGAACGCGGCGUAAUGCUAGGACUCAAUGUCGCGGCGUUGUUGCUUUUGGCCCGGUCGAUUUUCGCAUAUUUGUUAGUGGUGUCUGAUACGGAUUCGCCGGGUCUGGUGCUGUUCGACGGCGGUACGCCGUUCUAUGAUCGGCCGGCCAGACGGUACUCGCUGAACCCCCAGAAAAGUGGUGACUUUGUCUCCAAAUUAUUACGCGUCGACCAUUACACCGGAUCUGUCAUACUCGAAAAGCCCUUAGAAUGCGACGGUUUCAAAUAUCCCGACGUGUUCACGUUCUACGUGGACUCGACGUCCAACGAUACACUCGAGUACAUGUCAGUGCCCCUAAGAAUGGUCAUCAAAGGAUGUGAAAAAAACAGUAAGUUUUUCCAUCCGUAGAUUCUCAAAUACUCAAAUAUUUGAAUUUAAUUAGUUCUUUAUGGUAUAUAGGUAGGUUACCUAUCUAUAUAUUACCUAUCUACCAAAUGUACCUAAUAGACAGUCUCGUAAAAUAAGUAGUUAAAAUAUAAAGUAUUGUCUAACAAGACAUUUAAUUUCAUUGGCCACCUAUUUCAUAAUAAUAUGCCUAUUACAAUAUGAUAUUACCUAUCUAUAAUUAUAUCCACAGUAUCCUUACUAGUAUUAUAAUUAAAUAAUGUAAGUACAUUUUCUAAAAACAUUUUUAUCAUAGGUAUUGAAAAAAUAGGGUUCAAAAAAAAAAAAAAAUGUGUAAAGUUAAAAUUUGUAUACAAAUGCCAAGUUAUCUAUUUCAAUACUAUGGAAAAAACCCUUAAAAAAAGUUAAAACACCAUUUUAUACAAAGUAUAUACCUAGUUACCAACCUAUUAUUUUAUUUAAAGUACUUAAUGAAAUCAAGUUAUUUUAAAUUUAUCACACUGGACUAUGCUUUUCAUAUAUAUGCUGUGUUUACAAACUUUACAAGUUUUAUGUUCAAUUAUUUUUGUUCAUAGUGAACCUAUUAACUAAUAAGGACCAAACCCAUUAUAUCAUAUAUUUUCCAACUUGCAAGUUACAUUAUUUCAACCAAAUUACCUACAAUCAUUUUUUUACAUUUUUUUAUGACUAUAGAUAUUACUAUUAUAGAUGGUUAUGUUCGAAUUUGGUAUACCUACAAAUUAAAUAAUUUCUUAAGUUGCUAUAUUCAAUGAACUAGGUAUAUUUUAGGUAUGUUAUAGAUCUGUUUCUAAAUAUAAAAAUAGUUAAAAUACUUUGAGUGAUUCAAAUGUUUGCACUGUAAAGACUAUACACAAAAUAAGUAGAAAAACUGCUAAGUAAAUAUUGUACAGUUUUAUUUAUCUAAUUUAAAUAUACAAUAGCUGCCUAUGUCUUAUAUUGCAUUCAAAUAUAGUUAGUUACCCAGUAAAAAGUAGUUUUAAAAUGAAUAAACCAAAUGCAAAAAUUUCAAAAUCUAAAACAAAUAACUUAUAUUGAUUUUUAAUAAAAUAUUUUUUAAAUUUCUUUGAGAAUCUAGGUCCAUUAAAUUAGCAUCUCCAAUUUGGAAUUUCAUUAAAAAAAUUGCACCAACAAUUGUUAUUCUAUUUGUAUGUAUUUCGAGACAUAUUGGCAAUCGUAAAUUUCGAAUUUGUACAUCACUCUGAACUCAUUAAAUUAUUCAAUUUGGUAGUUGAAAUCUAAAAACCAUGAAUUGGUAUUGAAACUAACCGAUAUAUGAAAAAUUUAGUUUUUAGUUUUUCAUAAUUAUGUGAAUUGGCCAGAGAUAAUACAUCAUGGUAGUGAUGGCUAGAGUAGGUACUUUAUAAUCCAAAAUCAUAUAUUUUAGUAAUAUUGUAUGAUUAUUUUAUAAAAAGUAAAAUAAAAUAAAAAAAUGUAGGUAUUAAUUAUUAUUGAUUUUGAUGAAUCUACCUUGCAACCAACUUUAAUUAUAUUACCACUGUAGUAAACAUCAAUUUUCACAGGUUCUGAGUGGUGUAUAAAUUCGGAAUUACAAAUGUGUAAAAAUAUAAUAACAAUUAUCAUAGGUACAUUUUUUAAAAUAAAAUACUAAAUUGGAGGUGCUAAUGUAACUGUAUUAAGUAACUGAUGUAACUGAUCAUCUAACUUAUUUUAAAAUAUCAAGUUUUUUCUAUUGUCUAAUAAAUUUUAAUAAAAUGUAUAUUAAAAUAUUUACAUAGAUAUCUUUAAAUGAUAAAAUCAGCCUGUACGGGCUUAAAAUUCCUGUAUUAAUCUAGUUUUUUCUAGCGUAUAAAAUUACAGCCUGAUUUGAAACUAUUGUUCAGUGCCUAACCCGGUCCAGCUUGAAUUUUUAGCUGGUGUAUUAAAAUCAAUAAUAAACACACAAUUUAAAUACCCUCAUGUAUUUUUAAAAAAAAAGCUUGGCCUGGAUUUAAAAUUUAGAAUAUUUUCUUUCUUAGCGAUUUUUAACAUAGUAGGAUAUUUUCCAGGGGGUAAAUCAAUAACAGAAAUCUGUAUACAAAUGUUUGGUAAUCUUAUCGAAAAUCUUGGAAAUUGGUGGGAAAAUCAUGGUAUUCUGGAAUCUAUUAUAGAAACAGAGCAGUAAUACCCUUUGAUAUUUCACUACCCCCUAUUUUUUUAAAUUUAAAAUAAAACAAUUUAUUUUCAUAUUUAUUUGAUAAUUGUAAGUAGGUAAUAAAAACAUGUAAUGUUAUAACAAUAAAUUAUAAUAAUAUAUAUUUUAUUUCAUUUCCUAGAAUACAUAAUAAUAUGAUUAACAAUUAGAUAUGAAAUGAUGUCUCCUAAAAGCAAUGCUUGUAGAAGAGACACACAGUUCUAUACUAAAAAUAUACAGUAAAAACUAAAAGACAAAAAUAAAUAAAUGUAUAUAUAUAUAUAUAUAAGCUUAUCUAUAACUAAAACGUGUAAAUAAUAAAAGAAUAAUAAAACAAAAAAUACAUAGGACUCAAUAAUAACAAAAUUUAAGAUUACAGCAGAAAUUUUUGUUUUUUUUUUUUUUUUUGUAGCUCUUAAAAUUGUUUAAACAGUGAACAUUAAUACCAAAUCUAUAACAUAUUCCAAUUCUAAUAUUAAACGGAUUUCUUUUUCCAAAUUCAGUGUUACAUAUGUGUAAUCUAAACAUAUUAUUACAACUUGCCAGGUAUGAUAAUUAUGAUUAAAAUUAACUUAAUCAUAGCUUAAAUGGUAUAAAUUUGAUAUAAAUAAAAGAUUUUUUGAACUGCCUCUGUCCGUGUUGAGAAUUUUAAUUUGAAUGCAUUUUUUCGAAUAAACAAAAAAUGUAUAUGCACUGAAUUAAUGAUUUGUCAACUAUCUACAAAUUUAAUUUAUUUAUGUUUCUUCACAUAAGUAUACUUUACUAGGUUGCCAAAUUGUUUUGAAAUUGUAAAUGGUAUUAAAGUUUAUUGUUUAAAAUAGGUUUGAAAUUGAGCACUUUGCACAGUGGGUUUUCUUAAUUUGUUAAAUAUAAAUAACCUAUUUGGUAAUUUAUUUUCAGGGAUCAGAUUUUACACUACUAAAAAUAAUAAAAAUAUACCUUAAAUUAUAACCUGACAAAUCUUAAAAUAUGCUAUAACAGUGAUUUUCAAACUCUUUUGACUAUGGCACACUUUGCUUUUCACAACUUUUUCACGGCACACUUAUCUUUUUUUUUUUCGUCAUUGUUUAAUAUUUUGCACAAAAUUAGAACUAAUAACAAAAUUGAUAAGUCAUACUCAAUUGAAUCAUAUUCAAUAGAUUUAUAACUUCAUACUUAACAAGCGAAUUACUGUAACCAGUGGUCUGUCACAAUUUAAGGAAAACUAAUUUUAAAAGACUGCAGUACAUCUAGUGAAUGCUUGCAGCAGCUAAUUUUAAAACUACUGAGCCGAUAUUAUAUUAAAAUAACAACAAAAAAAAUUAUAAACUUCUAUUUGUAAGUGUUAUGAACCGUCAAAUUCAUCAUUAUUGAUUAUGUUAGUGUCUUGCUCACAACAAUACUAACAGUGUCAUCAUUUUUUUAAUUUUAUUUUUUUUUAUAAAAUGAACAAAAGUUAUCACUAUGAAGUUAUUUAUUUAGAUAAAAUAUUUUUUUUUACUCAGUAAUAUGGCAAUUUUUAAUUGUAUCUAAGUUUUAAAGGUCAGUUUAUCUUGUGGUAUGUAUUUGUAAAGAGCUUAGUUGCUCAACAUGUCAUACCACAAAAGAAAACUCAGAAAAUUUAAAUGAUAAAUAAUAAUUUUUAAUGAUUUUUUUUAUAAUGCGCAUUAUUUUAACAGGUUCUGGAGUAUGGGUGCAUAAAACAAAUGCAAAGCUCACUGAGCUAUCUGUAUCCUAUAAUAAUUAGCCAGUGCCAUAAAAUCCCAUUAUACUAUAUAUUUUGUAUUAAUAUAUUAAUAAAGUAAUAAUCUAUCUAUUCAUUUGUGCCUAUAUGUUUUAUUUUUUAGAAAUUGAUUCUCUCUUAAAUUCUCGUAUAGAACAUGCUAAAAAAUGGUCAAGUAAAACACUAGUUUCAGUUGUCUUAUCAGUAUUAAAGUAAGUAAAUUUAAAAAAAAAAAACAAACAAAUUUAUCAUAAAAUGAAUGUAUUCUAAUGAUGUAUUAUAAAUUAUAAUAUUAUUAGUUUAAAAUCUGGCAUUGGUAUUUCUACGGAUGAUAUAAAUAAAAAAUGUUGGCGACAAAGUGAAUUUGUUGCACCACUCGGACCUUCCAUAAUUCCACAAAGUAUAAUCAAUGAUUGCCAAGUACGUUAUGUGGAUGUUAGUGAUAAUAGAUUUAGAGUGGAAUCAAAAAAUGGCGAUCUCGUUGUGGCUGAAGAUUUUUGUUCAACACUCGACCCUAUGUCUAUUGUUGUAAUGAUAUCUUAUGAAUGUGAUGUCAAUAGUGAAAUUGUAUCGCCUUCAGAACAUUAUAUUAAAGUAAUUUAAUCAACUAAAAAAUACAUAUGAAUUACCUAUUUUAAUAAAUAUAAAUUAUUUUUAGAUGAUUCUUUGGCAUAAAAGAAGUUUGACAGAAACUGGACGUGUACGAAGGGAAGUGGAGAUGGCUGACAGCGGACUUCAGUUUGAAAGAAGUUUAUAUGUUGCUAGUGUAGCGGAAGAACUUCCAUCUGGAACAAUUGUGUGUAGUGUUCAUGCAAGGAGUAUGCCUCCAAAUAAUAAUCCAAUUGAGUAUCAAAUGAGUCCUAUUAUUGAUACUAGAUCACAUGCAAUGUUUACCAUCGAUUCCAACUCUGGUUUGGUUACAACUUUGGUAUCAUUAGAUAGGUAUGUACAGCUAUGUUUUAAUAAUAAUUUAUUAUAACCACACAGAUUAUUAUUUUUCAUUAAAAUAAUUUUAGAAUUGAAAAAAAAAAGGAAAUUAAGAAUUAUUAAAUAAUUAUUUAUAAUUAAUUAAAUGUAUAAUUAGUUAUUUAUUAACAUUAUUAUUAUGAAAAUUAUUAAAUUAAUAGAGAAAUAAAUACUUAAUUACAAUUUUUAUAGUUUUUUUUUAUAAUCUUUUCAGAGAAUUUAUGGAUGUUCAUUAUCUACGAGUAGUUGCCAUAGAUACAUCAACUCGCCCAUCUACAGCUACUACAACACUUCAAGUAAAUGUUGUAGAUGCUAAUGAUCAUUCACCUGUAUUUGAAUCUGCUUCUAGCAUGUACGAAGCAUCAGUUAGGGAAUCUGUUUCAGUUGGAACUACAAUUAUAACCAUACGAGCAACAGAUCUAGACAUCGGACUCAAUUCGCAGGUAUGACUUAUGAUUUUGUCUAGUAUUAUUUUACUAUAAUUAAAAAGAAAAUGACAAAUACUUCGCGCGAUAGGUGGGCCACUGUUGUAGGUGAGAAGUUGAGAAGGUAAAGGGGAAAUUUAAUGUAUAUUUAUAUGCAAAAAUAAUCAAUGCUAACAAAAAACAAUUCUGAGCGGAGUUUGGUUUUACUUUUUGAAAGGCCAUUAAAUUAGGUACGAUUUUAAAAUUAUACAUUUUGUAUAUUUUCCAGCCUCUUUAUGAAAAUCUUGAAAAAAUUAAAAAAUGACCUUUCUAAAGUAUCACCCCAAUCAAAUUUUCUUUUAGAAAAGUUAUUAAAAAAGAAAAAAAAAAAUUGUAAAACCAAUACAUUCUUUGCUCCACUUAGAAUCUAAAAUCAUAUCAGUUAUUAUAUAAUGUUUGAAAGGGAAUAAAUGACUUGUAUCUGAGUAGUAAAAUGUUUUAACUAUUUUAAGAAAACAAAUUGAAAUUUUUUUGUAUGGAUAUAUUGUAAUGUAUUUAUUUACAACUUUUUUUUUCCAGAUUGAAUAUUCUAUUGAGAGUAUAUCUAGUGGUGGUUUGAAUGCUAGUUCAGAUGAGACUUUUGGAAUAGAUCUUCGUAGUGGAGUUGUCAGUGUACGACGAAAUUUAGACCGUGAAGUAUGUGAAGUUUAUACGAUUAUGAUUAAAGCUAGUGAUCAGGCAGCACCUCCAUCACCAAGACGUUCAGCAAUUGCUUCUUUAGUAGUGAAAAUAUUGGAUGAUAAUGAUAAUUAUCCGCAGUUUUCUGAACGCGCUUAUACAGCUAAUGUUGCUGAGGACUUGAAUCCUAAUCAAAGACCAGUUAUAGCCACAAUUAAGUAAGCUUAAAAAUCUUUAUAGUUAAUAUGAAAAAAUAUCUUAUUUAUUUAUUACUAUUUUCAAUAUUCGAUUAUUUCUUAAUAUAUUUUGACUACAGUAGAUGCUAUGGACAGCACUAAAUACACAUUUUUAAAUACCAAUAAUUUCUUACAAUACAAACAUGUUUUUAUUCUAUUAUUUCCAUAACAAAUACAUAGAGAUUUUAUUUUUAUAUUCAAUAUUUUAUAAAAUAUUUAUGUUUUAACUUACCUGAACUAUUGAUUAAUAAAAAAUAUAUUUCAGAGCUACUGAUGCCGAUCAAGGAUUAAAUGCUGUUGUUCGGUAUGCUAUAAUUGGAGGCAAUACACAAGGGCAAUUUUCUAUUGAUAGUCAAAAUGGUGAAGUGUCACUAGUAAAAUCUUUAGAUUAUGAAGCAAUGAGAAGCUAUCGACUUAUGAUAAGAGCUCAAGGUAUCUAACUAAUCUAUAAAGUAUAAAAUAAUCAUAUAUUUCAUAAUCACCUUAAUCAUUUUUUUAGAUGGUGGAAAUCCUAGUCGUUCUAACACUACUCAAUUACUAGUAAAUGUAAAGGAUGUUAAUGAUAAUCCUCCUAGAUUUUAUACUUCACUUUUUCAAGAAUCUGUGUUAGAAAAUGUACCUAUUGGAUAUAGUAUUGUAAGAGUACAAGCAUAUGAUGCAGAUGAGGGAGAAAAUGCUGCAUUAAAGUAUCGCAUAUCUCCAAGAGAUUUUGAAGGUGCUCCUGCAGAGAAUUUGCCAAUUACUAUAGAUGAAAAGAGUGGCUGGGUGUACACAACUCAUUUAUUAGACCGAGAAACUAAUCCUAAAUAUCAAUUUCAUGUCGUGGCUGAGGAUGGCGGUGAUCCACCAAAAUCAGCCACAGCAAGUGUUGUGGUUACUAUUCAAGAUGUUAAUGAUAAUGAACCGACUUUUAAUCCAAAACAAUACGAUGUUGUCAUUAGUGAAGAUUCAUCUCCGGGAACACCACUUACUACAGUAAUAGCUACUGAUCCAGAUGAAAAUCCAAGGUAUUUUUCUAGUUACACAACUUUUGUUUUGUUAUCAAUUGUUAUAGUAUAAUAUAUAUGUUUAUAUAUAUAUUUUUAUUUUAUAGAUUGCACUAUGAAAUAGUUAGUGGUAACUUGAGAGGAAGAUUUGCCAUCGCAACACAUAGUGGUAAAGGUCUAGUAACUGUUGCUCAACCACUAGAUUAUAAACAAGAAAAACGAUUUAUACUAUCAGUGAGUAUUAAUGAUUAUAUUUUUCAAUGCAGUAUUUUUUUAAUAAACAUUAAAAUUAUAUUGAGAUUAAUUUUUUAUUAUUUUUUAAUAUAUAGGUAACAGCAACUGAUUCAGGUGGUUUAUUUGAUACUGCAACCAUUUAUGUCAAUGUUACUGACGCUAACAAUUUUGCUCCAAUUUUUGAUAAUGCUCCAUAUACUGCUAGUAUUUAUGAAGACGCUCCAGUUGGUUCCACGGUUCUUGUAGUGUCUGCUACCGAUGGUGAUGUUGGCCAAAAUGCUUUGGUUAGUAAAAUUGUAUUUAAUUUAAAGGGACUGCAUCAUUUUUUUUUUUUUUUGCCACAUAAACAUGCAUGUUUACCCUCUUUUGGGUAAAAUCUCCCCUGCUUCAUAGUGGUUCAAUAAUUUGUUUUUUUCUGUUGGAAAGAUGAAGAUUACUUUGAGCGUAAUCUCGGUUAUAGAUUUUUUUUUCAUCUAGCUGACCAGAACGUGGGUCCUUAAAGAUUUUGAAGUGGAUAGAGUUUAAAUAAUGGGAUUCAUUCUUGGAGCACCUCGUCUUGAUUCAUUUAUGCUAUUGUAGCCCCAGGUUUUGUUGUGACUAUUUAAAUUACUAGUGACCACAAUAGUAUCUUAUGAAAUGUAUUAUUUACCCAUUUUAAAUUUGGAGGCUUAUAGACAUUAAAUUUGUGGAAGUCAUCAAUGGCUAACCCUAUUAUUUUCGUGUGUCCAGAUAGUGCUAUAUUUGCCUAUUUCUGACUUGAUGUUGAAAACUAGACCAUAUAUAUUUUAUUGUGGUAAUGAGCAAGUUCAAUCCAAGAAUUUGGUAAUUAUCAAUGUUGCUAUAGUUGAGUUAUAGGUUUCCUAUAGUGAAAAGAUGGUGGUCGUUAUAUUAUAGUGUUUGAUAGUGAAUGAUGUGCUUGAUUUGAAUGGUCUGUGUGUCCAUGACUGUUGUCAAAGCCCUUAUAAAGACUAUUUAAUGUAGGUUGUGAAAUAGAAUUUUGAAAAUCAUUUAUGGAAAUAAUUGUGAUUUUUAUUAAUCAAUUUAUUUUUUUCUUUGAUUCAAUGUGUUAGCAGUACUUACAAGUACGCUACGGCACUGUAGUACUUCCUUCUGUUGUUCAAGUACAGUAUGCCUGGUAUUUUAAAUGUUUUGUAAAUUAUGUGAGACUUCUGCACAUUUUGUUUUCAAUGGUUUAAGAACAAUGAAAUUAGUUAGGUGAUUUUAGUAAUUCAUUAUUAAUCAGAAAUUAUUAAAACUCUGCGAUUGCUUAACUAUUAAAUACAGUUAAGCAUAUGAAUUGUAUGCAGAAUAUAAAAUUGAUACUAAACCUAAAUUUUGGGUUUGAAGAAAUAUAGAAGUUUGGCCCAAAAACUUUUUUACAUUCAUGUAUUUUAAAUUAAAAUCAACCAUCAUACAGUUUCGACAUUUCGGCCUCCUUAACUGAUGGCUGUAUUUGUAGAAUGAAAAAAGAAUGAUAUCAUAAAGCUUUUUAUUUUUCAGAUAAUUACACAUACCUUCUAUCACAUUAAUAAUAAAAGUGCCGUACUUACAAAUAUUUCUAUAAUCUUUUUUUUUUCAGCCAUGAUUUUGAAUUGUUUUAUUUCUUCAAUAUUCAUCAUUAUUGGAAAAAAAAUUAUUACCAUUAUAUUUAUUUUCAAUUAAUAAUAAAAUUGCAUAGUCAUUUUAUAAGAUCUAUAUUUAUAUAGAAAAUUAUUAAACACAAUUUUUAAAACUUUGCUAUUGCAGUGAACAAACAAUACGAUACUUUCAAUACUUUCACAUUUGUUAAUUUUAUUUUAAGUAAUAAAAACGAUAAAACCAGGUUGAACAUAAACAAUUUGGUCUAUAAUUAAACCAAUAACAUUGCCUAAUAGAAUACGGAAAAGUUGUUAAACCUAUGAAGUAUUCAAAAUUGCCUAUCCUUUUGAGUUAUUGUUAACAAUGACUAGGGAAUCAUAAUUCCUAAAUUAUCAUCUUUUCUGAUAACAUAUUUAUAUUAUGUAUUAUAACAGUGAAAGUAAUAAUUUUUAUUUUCGGGGAAAUUUGACAACAUAAAAAUGUAAAAUUGCAUAAAUUAAUAUUACUUCACGUCAGAUAUUUAAAAAUGACCAUUCAAUUAUAAUCAAAAUACGGUAUAUGUAUAGAAUCAUAUUUGCUCUUAUAACUAUUUAUAACUAACACGAACAUACUAUUUAGGCAGUAUUGACGAGAAUUAAAAUUGCUUAAAUUUUACUCCUUAAUCAAUAGCCAUGGACAGACCCUUUAAAAAGUUUUGUUAAUACUUAAUGUAUUUAUUUAAUAUUUAAAUGUAUUUUAGAUCACCUAUUCGUUAGCGAGUGGUUAUGGUGAUGCUUCUGAGUUUACUAUAAAUGCUCAAAGUGGUGCUAUCGUGACAACAAAACCAUUAGACCGCGAAGUUCAAAGUGGAUAUUUACUUACAGUUACAGCUAGAGACGGUGGCAAUCCUCCACUGUCUGAUACUACUGAUGUAGAAAUUUCAGUUACCGAUAUUAAUGACAAUGCUCCACAAUUUUUCAACGCUUCAUAUUAUGGAUCAGUUUCGGAAGAUGCUCUUACUGGAACUAGUGUCCUUCAAGUAAAAAUAUAUUUUUUGUUGUAUACCAUUAAAUCUUAUUGUUCAAUAAAUGUAUAUUAUUAUUUAUCAUUUAGGUUAGUGCAUCAGACGCAGAUUCGGGUUUAAAUGGUCGCAUUAAAUAUGCUUUAGAUGAUGGUGUAGAAGCAUUCAUUAUCGAUCCAACAUCUGGAAUAUUAAGAACUGCUACUUCUUUAGAUAGAGAAAGUAUUCCUCAAUACAAUAUUCAUGUAUUUGCUAUUGAUAAAGGUUCACCAUCUCUCUCCACAGCUGUAUGUAAAUUCAAUUUUAUUAAUAUACAAUUUAUAUUAAAAUGUUAAAUUUUUCUAGGUACCGGUUAUUAUUCGUAUCGAAGAUGUAAAUGAUUCACCACCUGUGUUCGAAUCCGAUAAAUUAGUUAUGUAUAUUGCUGAAAAUUCUCCAGUAGGUUCUACUGUCGGGGAACUGUACGCUAAAGAUCCAGACGAAGGACUAAAUGCAGUUGUUCAAUAUUCUAUAAUAGGUAAUUAAAAAUUAUAUAUUAUGACUUAUGAGUAUGGCUCACUAAUAUGACUAUUCACAAUAUUUAUCUUUAUUUAAUAAUAAAUAUAAUGAAAUAAUUUAGUACAAUGAGAAUAGUAAUCUAUUUUUUUCAAAAUAUAGUUAAAAUAGAAUUUACAGUUAAUUAUUCAUUUUUUUUGAAGUUCCAUAAUGCUAGCCAACAUUUUCUACUAGAAACCACUCGUGAUAUUGAUAAUUUCUGGUAGGAAAAUACAUAAAAUAUUAGACAUAAAAUAAAUAAAAAAACAUACAUUAUAGUAUAACUAUUACAUUCAUUGCUUUACUUAAAAUCUAAAAAUUGCAUGGUAUUUCAUUUUCUUGUACUAACACAUUACUGUGUUAGUUUUUUACUGUUUUUUUAACAGUAUAAAAAUAUUUUAUGAUGUUAAGUUAUAUGAAUUAUAUAUUAGUUUUAAUGAUAUUUUUAAAUUAUAAAGGUGGAGAAGAUGCUAGUAGUUUUUCUCUUUUAAGAAGACCUGGACUUGAUAAAGCUGAACUAUUAACUUCUAUUGAACUAGAUUAUGAAUCAAACAAAAAGAAAUUUGAAUUAGUAGUUAGAGCAUCAUCGCCUCCAUUACACUCAGAUGCUCCAUUAACAAUUUACUUGACCGAUGUAAAUGAUAACGCUCCAAGACUUUCAGAUUUUCAAGUUAUUUUUAAUAACUUUAAAGAUUACUUUCCUACUGGGAUAUUUGGUCAAGUUCCUGCAUUUGAUGCAGAUGUGUCAGAUAAGCUUGUUUAUAAAAUUAUAUCCGGAAAUAAUGCUAAUUUAGUACAAUUAAAUGAAUCAACUGGUAUGUUGAUACUAUCUCCACAGUUAAAUACUAAUGUGCCUAAAAUUGCUUCAAUGGAAAUAUCAGUUACUGGUAAAAAGUUUUUUAUUAUUAUUAUUUUUUUUUAAAUUUAGUUAUUUUAUGGUUGUAUUUCUUUUAGAUGGAGUAAACGAAAUUAAAGCUACCAUGACACUAAUAGUGAGAUUGGUUACUGAUGAAAUGCUUUUUAAUUCUGUGACUGUUCGGUUAGCUGAUAUGACUAAAGAAGCAUUUUUAUCUCCAUUGUUGGAAUAUUUUACUUCUGGUUUAGCAGCAAUUAUUCCAUGUCCAAAAGAAAACGUAUAUGUAUUCAGUAUUCAAGAUGAUACAGAUGUUGAUGGACGAGUGUUGAAUGUUAGUUUUUCAUCAAAACAGCCAGAUGGUGUAUUUUACUCUCCUCAGUUUCUUCAAGAACGUGUUUAUUUAAACAGAGGAAUACUUACUCGUUUAUCAACUGUUCAGGUAAAUUUUUACCAUUUAUUUUAUUUAUUUAGUCAAUAAUCUAAUUCAAAUUACAGAUUUUACCAUUUGAAGACAAUUUAUGUGUUCGAGAACCUUGUUUGAAUUUUGAACUUUGUUUAACAGUUUUAAAGUUUGGAAAUGCUUCAUCGUUUAUUAGCAGUGACACAGUUUUAUUUAGACCAAUUUAUCCAGUAACUACUUUUGCUUGCCAGUGUCCAUAUGGUUUCACAGGUAUAUUUUAAAAUUUGUUUUGUUUUUAAUUAUUAUUGAAACGGUGUUUUCAUAUUAGGGAGUCAAAAAUAUUAUAUGUGCGACACUGAGGUUGAUUUGUGUUAUUCUAAUCCAUGUAAAAAUGGAGGUCAGUGUCAAAGCAAAGAAAGUGGAUAUUCAUGUCUUUGCCCACAUCGUUUUGUUGGUGAUAACUGUGAAAUCAACUUAAACCAUGACGAAUGUAAACCUGGAAUAUGUCAUUCUGGGGCCACGUGUACUCCUCUAAAAAGUGGUGGAUUUUUAUGUGAUGACUGUUCUCCUGCUGGUACUUUUGAACAUUACGAUGAAGUAUGCAGACUUCGUUCUCGAGGCUUUCCAAAAUCUUCAUUUUUGACUUUUCCAUCAUUAAAACAAAGAAAUCGUCUACAUAUUUCUUUAAAGUUUGCAACAUUAGAAGAAUCAGGAAUAUUAUUAUAUAAUGGUCGUUAUAAUGAACGCCAUGAUUUUAUUGCCUUGGAACUUGUUGAAGGAGGUCGUGGAAUGCAAUUUUCAUUUUCUUUAGGAUCAGAAAUCACUUAUGUAAUUGCCUAUCCACCAAACGGUGUAGUAAACGAUGGACUUUGGCAUUCUGUUAUAGUUUCUUAUAUAAAUCGAGUGAGUUAUAAUAAAAUCCAAUUUUUAAAAUAAUAAAUUAUUUACUUUUACAAUAAUUGUAUAUUUAUUUUUAAGAGUGCAACUUUGAGCUUAGAUGACUGUGAUGUUCCAUUAACUGUAAAGUAUGGCACAAAACUUGGAUAUGCCUGUGCUAAUGUUUCUGUCCAAAUUUUAGAAAAAAGGUAAUUGUUUCUCUACAUUUUUUGGAUAUAUCAGUAAAUAUUUAAUUAUUUAUUUUCAGGUGUGAAAUUUUAACUGAAAGUUGUCAUCGUUUUUUGGAUCUCACAGGUCCACUUCAAAUUGGAGGUUUGCCUUUGUUACCAGAUUCUACUAGUUUUCAAGUGAAAAGUAGAGACUUUGUGGGCUGUAUUGCUGAUUUAUACAUAGACCAUAAACUUCUAGAUUUGAAUAGGUUAGAUACCAAAUAAUACUAAUACAUAUUGUGUUAAUUUUUACAUUUUUGUUUUUUUAGUUUUGUAGCAGAUAAUGGUACCAUCAUUGGAUGUCCAGAACGAAAAUCAUUUUGUGUUGAUACCCCUUGUAAAAACGGCGGCAGUUGUUCUGACCAUUGGGGUACAUACAAGUGUAACUGUGUUGAAUCUUGGGGAGGAAAAGACUGUAGUCAUCGUAAGUAUAUUUAAAUACAUUUAAACUUAACUGUAUUUAUAAAUGUUGUAUGGUAUAAUAUUUUAUAUUAUAUUUUAGCUAUAAGGGCUCUUUGGCGUUUUUCGGGAGACAGUAUCGUAGCAUUCAACCCAUUAUUACGUACUAUACAAUUUCCAUGGUAUACAUCAUUAUCAUUAAAGACCAAGAAAGCAGAUUCUCCAAUUAUUUCUGUUAAUAUAGGACAAAAUACAACUGCUCGAAUUUACGUUAGUAUACAUUAUUUUAUAUUUAAGUAUUUUCCUUAUGAGUUUUAUAUUUUUAGUUGGAAAGUGGUUUCAUCAUUUAUGUUGUUGACAAUCAAAAAGCAGUAUUUAGUAGUGUCCAAAUUAAUGAUGGUGAUUGGCAUAAUCUGGAAAUUAUAUGGCAGAAUACAGGUGGUGUUAGAUUUGUUUUAGAUCAUGGAAUUCGAUCUGUUGUCAAAACACUUAAUGCUAAACUUCAAGGACAAUUUGUGGGAAAAAUUCAGUUAGGAAACUUCAAUGAAGAUAUAACUAAUAUCGACUCAAAUAUAGGAUUUGAAGGAUGUAUUAAAGUAAAUAAGAUUUGUAUAUUUAUUUAUUCUUUACUAGUUUUACUGCACAGCUUUGCCUGUGUCAGUAACGACAAAAAAUAAAUAAAAAUGUGUUUUCCUUUGACUUCAUCUCAGUCUCUGGCACUGCGAUUUUUAGUUGCGUUUUAAUUUGUAAAAAAUAUGGACAUACUUCGCGCAUGGGUGGGCCACUGAUGUAGGUAAGAAGUUGGGAAAGUAGUAGAGGGGAAAUUGAAUGUAUAUUAAUGAUAACCAUUGCUAACAAAAUAACGGUUCUGAGCGGAGUUUGGUUAAUGGUGUUGUUUUGUCAACAAUGUAUAUGUUAUAUUUUGGUAAAAUAUUUAUAUACGCAUUAAAAAUUUUCUUUAAUAAUUUUUGUUAAAUAUUGUACUUUUUAUCCAAUUGUCCCUAUUAACAGCUAGAAAAAACAAAAAAUGAACUGUCUAAAGUACUACCCCAGUCAGAUUUCCUUUCAGACAAAGUACUAUCGUUGUAAAUCUGAGCAAAAUCAUUUAUAAAAGUUAUUCAAAAAAAAUAAUAAAAAAUAAACACUGUAAAACCAAUACAUUUCUCGCUCUACUCAUAAUCUAAAAUGCAGAAAAUGAAAAACCAUUGGCAAAUAACCAAUGAAUAACUAUCGUGGUAACAUAGGUAAUCUAUAGAAAAACUUUCUGAGAAUCGGUUCAGCAGUUUAGAUAUAAAAAUAAACAGAUGGACUUUCGCAUUUAUAAUACUUUAGCUACCCUGUACGGUGACAAAAUUUGUGGAGUUAAAAAAUAUAUUGAUUUAACUAUGUUACUUCUAGAUUGGAAUAUAGUGUGGAAGGCUAAUGCGCUAACAUAGUUUUAGAUGUUGAUUUUUAGCUUAAGUGCACUACCUACUAAUAUUCUAACCCUUGCCCCACCUUUUAAGGAUUGAUUUUUAAAAUUUAAACUAGUCUGGAUAAACAGAUUAUCUAAGGCCAGAAGAAUUUGCUGCCAGGAACUGUUUCUUCUAGAGGUUACCUUACAAACUAACAAAUUGUUCUCCUUUAUAUAUUUGUUUUAUAAAUAAAACAUUAUUAUCUGUUGUUGGUAAUUAAUUAGGAUGUACGAAUUGGCCACAGUGGAGGAACUACUGUAUUAGAAAUUCCUGAAAUUAUGUUACAUGUUAGUGAAAAUUGUGAACAAGAUAAUCCUUGUAAUGGAAAUAAAUGCCCAAAACAUAGCGAGUGUAUACCUUCAUGGAACAACUAUACUUGUAAAUGUCAUACAGGUAAUGUUUGAAAAAAUGUACUUUUAAUAAAUAAUCAUUAUAUAAUAUAUAAUUUGUUUAUACUUUUGUAGGUUAUGUGGGAGUUUCUUGUAAAAGUGUGUGCGACACUAAUCCUUGUGAAAACAAUGCUUUGUGUAUUGAAGAUCGAAAAAGUUUACGUGGUUAUCAUUGUCAAUGUAAUGCAACAACAUUUAAUGGUAUGUAAUUUCUUAAAAACCAUUCUUGCAUAAUAUAUGAAACAUUUAUAAGGCAAAUAUAAUAUUUUUUUUCAGUUUAAUUUAAAACAAAAAUGAUUUUAAAUUAAUUAUAUUUCGCUCAAAUUUUUUUACAGGCGACUACUGUGAGAAUGAACUUAAAGAAUCAUGUCCCAUAAGUUGGUGGGGGCAUCAUCGAGGAGUUUGUGGGCCUUGUAAUUGUAUGGUCGACAAUGGUUAUAAUCCUCACUGUAACAAAACUACAGGUCAAUGUUAUUGCAAAGUAAAGUUUGAUUCUAUCUAAAAAAUAUUUAAUGACAAGUUUGAAAUGUAGUAUUAUUAAAUAUUAUGAUUUACUUUUUUAGGACAAUCAUUUUACUCCUCAGGAUUCUAAUAAAUGUCUUGAGUGUGGUUGUUAUAAUGUUGGUUCUUUUGAUAGAAUGUGCGAUCAAACUACGGGACAGUGUAAAUGUCGCCCAGGUGUAAUAGGUCGAAGGUGUGAUCGGUGUCCAAAUUCUUAUGCUGAAGUUACAUUAAAUGGAUGUGAAGGUAACUAAAUUCAAAAACAAAAAAUAUAUUGAAAAUUCAAUUAGAUAGAAAAAAUAUAUUGAUAUUUUUAUAACCUGUUCAGUUAUUUAUGAUGGCUGUCCAAAAAGUAUAUCUGGUAAUAUUUGGUGGCCUAGAACGAAAUGGGGUGACCGUGUAACCGAAAACUGCCCCAUUGGUUCUCAAGGUAAAGCUACACGACUAUGUCAUAACACAAUAGAUGGUUGGCAAUCACCUGAUAUUUUUAAUUGUACUUCAAAUGCGUUUAUAGAUCUUCAGAGACUCGUAAGUAUAUAAAGUUAUCUUGCUUUAAGAUCAAAUAUACAAGUUUUUGAUUAAAUGCAAUGUUAUAAUGAAUUAUGUAAAUAAUAUGAUUUUUAUUCAUUAAAUAUAAUUUAUAGUUGAAUGGAUUGGGAACUAAAUCCAUAAAAGUAACUACAUUUGUUGCUGUUAAUGGAGCUAGUAAUCUCCAUAAAGCAGUUAAUAGUACUCAGGUUCUCCAUGGUUCUGAUGUUCUUAUUGGCCAACAGCUUGUACAACAUUUACUAUCGCACGAAGGGUCUUUGUCAGGUUUGAAUUUGACUCAUAGUCAAGAUAAAGAUUAUAUAUGGGUUAGUGAUAUUUUUAACUUAUUUAUUUAUUUGUUUUGUAAUUAACUGUAAAUUGUAUUCAGAAUCUAAUCAUGGCAUCAAGUCGUUUGUUGGACUUGAAUGAAAGUGAUCAUUGGGAACGUAUAAACAGUUUAACAGCCCAAGGACCUUUUCAUUUAAUGUCAACAAUUAACAACUAUAUGGCUACUUUGUCUACUACUCAACACGAUACUUAUACUGAUCCAUUUGAAGUAGUUACUCCUAAUAUUGGUUAGUUAAUAUUCAUUGCUUUUUCAACAUGUUCAAAAUAAAACAUUUCUACAUUUUAUCAAUUUAAACUUUUUGUAGCUGUUGGAUUAGAUGUCGUUUCAGCAGAAAGUCUUUUUGGAUUUGAACCUCAACACGAACAGCCAGAUUUAUCCAAUUCUGCAAUAACUGAAGAAAAGGUCAAUUUACCUGAUUCAUCUAUACUUCAACCAGCAAUCCAAGUAUAUAUUUUAAAAAUACUUUAAUACAAAUCAUAUUUAUAAUUUAAAUUUGUAUUUCCUUUCUAGGUUUUGAGUUUAAAACCAGGAUCAGAAAUAUUGGGUUUGAAAAAUAUGGGUAGCCCUGUGGUUGUUUUACCAAAAUAUAACAACUAUCUUAUGGAUUCCUCCAAAUUUGAUAAACAUACCCAAAUAAUGGUACCAAUUGAUUUAUUAGGCAUUGAACCAAUAAGACAUGGUAUGACUACUACUAAGGGACAACUUUCUAAAACUGCUGCGGUUGUUGGUUAUGUUCAGUAUCGUACACUUGGAGCAUUACUGCCUUUACGUUAUGAUGAUACAGUUUUAAAAAGAUAUUCUGUGGAUCUUCAAGUGGGUUCUUCAGUUAUAUCAUUUGUUGCAACACUGAAUCAUAACAAUCCCAAAAGUUAGUUUUAUUGUUUUUACAACAUUUCAAUCAUUUCAAUCAUUAUUGUGUUAAUUUUUAAUAGGAAAACAACGGCAUGUAAAUGGUAAAGAAAUUUCGGAGUUAUCUGAUAUGGUACCUUUAGAUUCGCCGAUUCGUAUCAGGAUUUGGAUAAAUAAAACCCCAGUUACUAUGAGAUCUAACCCACAAUGUGUGCGAUGGUCAACUUCUAGAAUGUAAGUUUCCAUAUAAUUUAUUGAAUGACAAUAAUAUGAUUGUUUUUAAGUGUUAAGUAUUAAACAUUCAUAGUUUGACUUUUUAAAGUUUAAAAGAGUAGGUAACACAAAAAUUCAAUUAAGUAUAAUUUUUAUUAUUCAACUUUAAAAAUAGUAGUUUAUUUUAUGUAAAUUAUUUUGCUUUGAAUUUUGAUUAAUUGAGAUAUUUUAGAGUACUCAUGUAGAGAGACUAGGUCCCCUUACUCCCCCUCCCACUUAAAUCCUUGAUUACAAUUCUAUGAUAAAAACGGUUUCAAUUAAGUGAUUUAAAUUUAAUAAUAGUAUUUUUCACCAAUAACAAUUUCCUCUUGAUAUUGCAUAUGUUCAUAAUAUAAAAUACCUAUGUAUUUAGGAUACAUAACUAACUGUACUUAGGAUAGAAAGCUGUCCUAGGAUAAUGGGGACAGGUGCAGUCACUGUUGUAGAUGGGAAGUUGGGAAGAUAGAAUAUAAAUGGAAAUUUAAUAUAUAUCUGGAAGCAACAGUUAACCAUUGCUAGUGAAAAAAAAAAAAGAUUCUGAGUGGAGUUUGGUUGAUGGUAUUGCCUUGUGUCAUAUUUUUGUAAAAUAAUUACAUCGGUAUUAAACAUGUUUUAUAAUAUUUGUUUAAUAUUGUACCUAUUUUCUCUCUCAGUUUUGUUAUGUUUUUCACAUUUAUUAUAAAAACUCGUGGAAAAUCUAAAAAUUACUUCUCUAAAGUACCUCCACAGUCUGAUUUUCUUUCAGAAAUAGUGCUAUAACUAUAAAUCCGAGCAAAAUUGAUGGAAAAAAAAAAAUAAACAUCAUUGCAAAACCAUAAGUUUCGUCGCUCCACUCAGAAUUUAAGAAAUAAAAUAAUAUAAUUUUAUAUAUUCUGAUAUCACAACCAAAACAUUUUGGUCAACUCAUUUAUUAUAUCAUCAACCACUGUAACCAUUGAUAUCAUAAAUAUAUAUCAAGUAACAUAAAUUGAUGACUUAAAUAAGGUAAGAAUGGUUAGUAAUACAAACCAUAUCAGGAUAAUUGUCCCUUGACGAAUAAGUCCAAUAAGACUUGAAGUUAAGUUCUCAAAAAGUAUGAUGAGACUGACCAUAUUGUAUGGUUUGGAGUGUUAGGCAAAAAAACAGAACAGAAAAUGUGUGGCAGAGAUGAGAAUCCUUAGGUGGAAUCACAUUAUUUCAAAACAUAUAUAACCAAACUAUGUUCAGAAUCGUAUUUCGUUAUUAAUUAUUUAUCCUUGGACACAGUUAUUAAUUUAAUAACUAUGUAUCCUACCUUUUCCAUUUUUUACGUAAACAGUGUCACACCCAUCAGUGGUUCAUCAUUGGCUCUUUUAAAAUAAGUUGCAAUCUCUUAUUCUUCUUAUGUCCAAUGAUGGAUAAUUUUAUUAAUUGAAUACAUCAGUUAUACAUAAUAGUUAAAAUAUAAAUACAUGUGUUAUAAUAAAAAUAGUCUGAUGAGUAUAAGGACUAAUUGAGGGUAAUAAUAACUAAACUAUCCCCAGUGAGAGAAAAUCCUAAUUCUUUGGAAAAUAGAUAAUACAGUAUUAUUUAAUUAUUCAUUUUAAUGUUUAUAUUUUUCUUCUUUUUAAUAUAGUACUGAUGGUGAGUGGACUCGGGCUGGUUGUCAUACUGAGUUACCAGAAGAUGAUUGGUGGCAAAAAGAUCCUAUCUAUAUUAAUUGCACAUGUAACCAGCUGUCAACAUAUGCAGUCCUUACUGAUAUGGUUGAUGAACAUGUAAUAUAUUUUUCCUUUAUAAAUAAUAUUUUUAUAUUAUUAUUAUUAUUAUUAUUUUUUGAUUUCAGUAUAUAGUCGAAUAUUCUAAUUUGGAAUUAUUCUUAAUUUUAAUAUCAUUUGGAUUAGCAAUCAUUGCUCUCGUUGUGACUUGUGUAUUAUUAGUCGCUGUACGUGCAGGAACCAAUACAAGCUCAAUAUAUACUCAUUUUGCUUUAUGUUUACUCCUUACACAAUGUGUCUAUUUGGCUGCUACUCAAACCCGAGGGACUUUAUAUACUUUUGAGGUAUUUUAUACUAAAUAUAUUAUAUUAGUUCAAUUAAAUUUAAUAUAUUGAAUUUUCUUUUUAGAUAUGGUGUAAAUUUUGUUCCAUAACUUUACAUUAUUUGUGGUUAGCUACUAUUGGUUGGUCAUUAGUGGCCGCCCUGCAUCUAUAUCGAAUGUUAACCGAGCUAAGGGAUGUAAACCAUGGUCAAAUGGGUUUCUAUCAUAGUAUCGGUUAUGUUUUACCAGCUAUUAUUGUUAGCUUGUCUGUUGGAGUACGUAUCAAUCAAUAUGGAAAUUAUUAUUUUUGUUGGUUAUCAGUUCAUGAAUCUGUCAUUUGGAGUUUGAUUGGCCCUACUUGUCUCGCUGUAGCCAUUACUGUUAUUGUUUUACUUCUAUGCAUUAGAGCAGCAUUCACAUUAAAAGAUCAUGUGCUUGGCUAUGGAAAUUUAAGGUAAAAAUGAAUAUUUUGAAAGCAUGAUGUAUAUACUAGUUGGUAAUCAUGAUAUCAUUUUUAGAAGUGUUUUAGUCGUGCAAGUGAUUUGCGUGCCUAUAUUAGUUGGUGUUUGGUUAUUAGAAGUGGUCGUAGCAUCAGAACGCGAUACACGGCUCACAUAUACAUUGUGUGCUGCUGUAUGUGGUCAAGGUUGGCUUGUUUUGGCAGGCUUGUGUUAUUCCAAUGCAAAACUUCGAUGUGGAGUUCACCAUUGUGCAUUACGACUUAUUGGAAAAGAAAUACCUGAAAAAAGCGAACCAAACUCUGGGACAGCAGGACCUAUUUCACCACCGACAAUUAGAUCGUCUUUGUCAUAUCGAAACACGGGAGUUACAAAUACGGAUGGUACAAGGAGACCAAUUGGUAUAUCUAUGUCUAGUACCACUUCUAGAUCUACAACAAAAACUAGUAGUAGUCCCUAUAGGUAAUAUUAGUGUAAUUAAAUUACAUCCUUUUAGUUAGGUAUUUACUAAUCAAUCAUUUUUUCAGAAGUGAUACCCAGUUAAGGAAUACAUCUACAACGACAAGUAAUUAUGAUCAUUCGACGUCUGAUUUGCCGUCAAGUUUCCACCGAACACAACAUACAUCAGAUUCUGAUUCUGAAGGAUCAGGUGAAGGAAGGAGUUUAGACUUGGCUUCUUCUCAUAGUAGCGAUGAAGAUGAUUCUUCUCGCCAUAGAAGUCGUAGAAGUAAUAUUUCUUCUAACCGUCCCCCACCAUUUUUAUCAAAUAUAAAUGAGGAUCCAGGAUUGCCUCCAUCACUGAAUGUGAUUACAAAUUCACAAUUGUUCCCUAAUUUGAAACCUCUAUAUGCUCCACGAUGGAAUAGUCAGCCAUAUCCAACAGGUUAGAUAUUAAAAAAAAAAAAAUUUAACAAUAUUUGUUUAUUUUAUUUAUAACUAGCCGACCCGUCACGGCUUCACCCGUGAUUGGUUGUUUAAUUUGCCUUUGGAUAAUGAUAUAUAGAACUUUUUAAUGAAAUUCUAUCGUUUAAUAAUAUCGGCAAAUUAAUAUAAAAAAAAAAAAACGGUUAAUGAAAACGUAUUGAAAUGUUUCAAGCGGGAUUAAUGACAAAUAUAUUUUUACUAAAAAUGAAUGCAGAUACAAAAGAAAUGCUGAGUAAUUUACGGUUGAUAAAGAAUUUUAUAAAACUUCUGAGUAUAUGGCGUUUUUUGUUUUAUCUCCUGUUGAAAUUAAAAUCAUAAGAUGCUUCGGGUCCCCAGUUCGAGAAAAUCCCACGUAUAAUUGUCCAUGUGAAAAGCACUGUGUUCGAAGACCUACGCCAACGUACCUGUAUGUUUGACCUUGAGCUUUGUUUAUCGUGAUUGCCAAAGAAACUUUAACAGAGAAUUAAAGCCGUUUGAACGGAAACGGCAAGUCCGACGGAAUCACGGGAAUUCUUGGAAUAAAUGCAAUUUCUCCUUUUGCCGGCCCCGUAAGAAUGACGGCUCCUAUAACACUAUUCUGCAACGAUUUUAUUUGUCAUCUUGUACCGUUACAUAACUUCGGUGGUUGAAGAUUACGUAAUAAUGUAAUCGGAGUACCAAUUUUUAAUUUUAGCUUAUGGAGAGGAAAUCCCGAAGGAGAAAGAGAAUUGAGAAAUUAUUGUAGAUAUAAAUAUAUAAAGAUAUAGAUAAAGAUUAAUACGAAUAUUCGGUAUACAUGUUGUUUGGUGUGCGUGCGAUAAACUUCUCGGAACAAUUCGUACCUACACGCCGAUGUCAAACACGAUACAAUUUGACGAACAAAAAGGUCAGGUCGCGGGUAGCUGUAAACCCGCGGGCCGCCGUGCCGCACAAUACGUAUAUAAUAUGGGUAGACAAUUUUUUAAUUUUUCAAGAACUUUAUACUUAUUUUUUAUUGACAAAAGUGGUANGUGGUUUUCUCGGUUAGCGCGGUCGUAGAAAACCCCUUACAAUUUUAUAUAAUAGUAUAGAUAAUAGAUAGAUAGAUAGAUAAUAGUUAUAGUAUAGUAUAGUAUUUUUAUAAUAUGUAAUUGCACAAUGAAUCGCUGUUUCGUUGUCGAAACGCGCGUGUCAACCGAAAGGUCCGAUAAUGAUUUAUGGGAUUCAAUACGCGGAGUCACGCGUAGUUCUCGAUCGAGAAAUCCGUAUAUCUAAACACGCGCGUCCAUCGUCCAUGUGAACCUAGCCUAAAUGAUUAGUUAAUAUAACGAAGUUAUAAUAAUAACAAUAUAGUAUAGAUAUGAAUAUUGGGUAUACGUGUUGUCGGUGUAAGUGCGAUAUACUUCUCGGAACGCCGAUAUUAAACACUAUACAAAAAAAAGGUCAAGUUACAGGUAGCUGUAAACCCGCGACCCGCCGUGCCGCACAAUAUAGGUACAAUUGUUUUUAAUUUUUUAUGAACUUUUUUACUGACAAAAGUGGUACUAUAACCUUCAGCAGAGUGUCGGGUUUCAGCCAAAAAAAAUUUCAGCCAAAUCGGUCCAGUAGUUUUCUCGGUUAGCGCGGUCGAAGAAAAACCCUUACAAUUUUAUAUAAUAGUAUAGAUAAUAUUUAACAAUAUAUUUUUUACUUCUUAAUAUUUACUUUUAUUGUUUUCACUAAUCUAAUUACAUAGCAUUAACUGUAUUACCAAUAACUACAUUCAUGUGCAGUUUACAUGUCUGUACAGUCUAGUGAAAGUGUAUACACCUUACAUUUUGGUCCAAAUUAGUGCCUAACCUUCAACCACUUCACUGUCGGGAAACAUUUCGAUGUUUCUGUGAACAUUAAUUAUUUAUCUCCCUCCCUCGCCAUUGUAAUUUAACCUUUCUCUGAAAGCCUAUUUGGUACUUAAUAUCACCAACUCUCCCUUUUUCAAGGUAUCACUGUAAUAUGUUUGUCCAAAAUUGUCCAAUCUGAUUUAUUAUAAUAGAUAUAGAGACCUCUACAUUCUAUUUAAUAAUUUAAUAAUUUAGGAUAGCGUGGGUUUUGUUAAUUCCAACAUUAUUUACGUGUAUGCGUUGUAUAAAAUCGUUUUAAUAAUAAUUAAUUUUUUUCAGUCAAAGGAAAAUGUUGGGGGUUAAAUUACGGUAGAGGUUGGUAGUCCUCAUUAAUUUGUAUCUAUAGGUGUAAGAACAGUUAUAAAUUAGAGCCCCCAGGAGUUACAUUUUUGAAAAAAUUGAGAUAAACUUUCAUACUCUAUUUUAUACCAUUGGGAUUAAAUUUUAAAAUAUCUUGAUACGCGUGUAUCUUAAUUUUUCACCAUUAGGUCGAAUAUUAGUUUUUAUGAAUAAUUUUCAAAAAAAAAUAGCCCUAUUUCAAGACCUAUUUUACUCUUUAAAAUUUUUUUUUUUUAAGAAAAUGUUAAUUUCUUAUUUUGACAAAUAUAUAAAUAUUUAAGGCCUUUUAAAAUAUAUAUAACCAAACUUUUCUCCAAAUUGUUUUUGUUAGUGAUGUUUUACACGGUGUACUAGUAUAAAUUAAAUUUCCUUCUAUAUCCACUUAUUAUCUUAUUGUCCAUCCUUUUUUAUAUCAAUUUAAAAAAGCUGAUACUGUUAGGUGAGUAAUUAAGAAGGUAGGUAACAUAAAGUUAUUUAAUUUAUAUCUGUAAUCAAUGAUAACUCAUUGAUUUUUUACUUGCCAACUAUAUUUAAAAUUUAACAAACCAGGUACAUUGUUUUUUGAUUGAAUCAUUUCUGAUAUAAAACACGAUUCGUACAAAUUUAAAAUAACAAAAUAUUAAUGUCAUAUAUUUUACGUCUAUUGGUUUUUUCCUUUUAUGAAAACCCCUUAGAAAAUCUAAAAUCAUCUUUUUAAUGCAUCAAUAUUCUUUCAGAAAAAUUGUCCAACUUGAUAUAUGGGAACAAGUUUUUUUUUUCUAUAAGUUGUUUACUGAUAGGAAAAAUAUAAAUAAAACAAAUAGGUAAUCAAUAGAUCUUUCAUUAUGCUCUAAAUCUUAAAAAAAAAAACAAAUAAACAGUAAAACUAAAUCUGAAUCUAAAAAUAUAAGAAUUAUAAUAUUAUUUUGUCAAUAAUGAGUUAUACCUGUUCUUGUAAAGUCAUUUCUAUUCGUAUAUAACAGCCCCUUUCCCUCAAUGGAUAUAAAGUAGUAGAUAAUUGUAAAAGUCUUAUAUUUUACUUUUUCAUUUAAAUGUUUAAAUAAAUUUUCAAAUAUUACAAAAGUAAAUAUUCUCAAAUAUUUGAGUUCAGUAAAUCUUUAAAACAAAAAAUCCUUUGGAAUAAUUUGUUGUUUUGUUUACAAUAUUUGAUUACAUUGUUAUACAUGAAAUGUAAAGUUAACAAAUGUAUUUUAUUAUUAUUAUUAUUUUUUUUUUUUGAGAAAUGAAAAAAAGGAACAUUUUAAUUAAUUUUCUUGGUAUACGAGAUGAUAGUAUUGAAUCUAGGGAUCGUUGCUGUAUUUUUUUUAAAUUAUAUUUUAUAAGGUUAAAUUUUAACUUACAAAGAAAACUACUAUAUAUAUUUAAAAACAUACUUUAUUAUUUUAUUAUGUAUUUAAUAUUUAGUUCAGGAAGAAGACAAUGCUGUUGGACAACAUCGUUGGACAGGAUCAACAAUAUCUGAUCAAGAUAAUUCAAUUAUAAAUAAUCGCAUGUCUCUUGAACCACCACUUCUAAGUAGUGAGCACUUUAACUAUCAUCACAAAAGUUUGACAUUCAAUUCUCUAAAUAAAACAGGAUCAGAUUGUGAUGUUGACGAUAAAGCCAGUCUUGGGGACAAAUAUUUAUUUCCUUAUACAGGUAAUAUUUUUCUUUUAAACAAAUACAUUAAUCUUUUAUAAAACAAAAUUUUUUAAAAAUGUAUUGGUUUAUAUUUUAACAAUAAGUAAGAAAUUAUUUUGAAAGAUAUGAAGAAAAAAAAACCACGAUCUUUUAUUGUUAAAAUGUUAAUAAUAUUAAUACAUAUUUUUAUUAUCUAUCUAUUCUUGAAUAUUCUAGAUAAUUAACAUUAUUAUAUUUUAACUGCAAAAAAAUAAUAAUGAAUUACAAAUUUAAAAUCUAACUAGCUAAAUAGAUAUUGGCUCGGUUAUAAAUCUAAUACAUUGUGCUAUUAUUAUAGCUGAAGAAGAUCAUUGUUACUCUCCUUAUCGAGAUCUGUACGGUGACAAUCGCAGAGAAAGUGAAAUAUAUGGUAUAUCCAUGCCACCGCCUAUGGUUACCCGAGGAAGUGAGAAUGGAUCCUUACACAGUAUAGAUAAUAGGUUUGUAACUGCUCGAGCUUAUAGCCGACCAGUAUCACCGUCCACACACGCCUCCACAUCUACUCUUAAUUUACAAUCUAGACAUGGUUACACGAACGAAUAUGGCAUACAGGAAAUAUUAGAAUCCGAGUGAGUUUUUGGAUUGAUUUAUUAUUUAUUUUUUUUAUUAUUAUUACUGUAAUGUAAUAUAUUUCCAGAGCAUAUUUAAGAAAAAAAAACUUAAAUGCAUAGCUCUUAUUUUAAUCAUUUCAUUAUAUAAAAUAUUCUGAUUACACAUCAGUACACAAUAACUUAUAAUUAUAAAAUUAUUUUUAUUGCUAAUUUUAAUCACAGCUCAACUAAUUUAGGCUUAUUAAUAUUAUCAUUAAUGAUUAUUUUCUUCUUUUGCAUUGCUGCUAUGGUGUUUGGAUUUUACAGUGAAGAAGAAGUAAGUGUUUCUAUAUUUUAUUAAUCUAGAACUUGCUUAUAAAAUAUAAGUAUAUGAUAGUUUUAUUUAUUCAUAACUUUAUUGUUAAAUUCUAGUUACCAAAUUAUAAUUUCUAUUUAUUUGUAAGUUACAAAGUUACAUUAUUGGUAAAAUUUUAAAAGGAAUCACGCAGAUAUAACAUCAAAUCUUACCUUACCAAAUAUUUAGUCCUUAAAGUAAUUCAUUUUAUAAUUUGUACAUUUUAAAAAGUACUAUAUUGUAACAGGCCCAAUGUAAGGAUGUAGGCUCAAAGAAAAAACUUUGAAAUAAAUUAAACUCCGACUUGAAUUACAUAAAUAAUUUAUAUUUCCACACAAAAAUAUUACAAGUCCAAUAAUAAAAGUCUAAAUAAUAAUGAAUAGAAUGAUUCAAAAUUGCUUGCAUUUGGCAUGUUGACUCUCUGAUUAGAUGUUGUUUCGGAAGGCGUUAUAUAUGUGAAUUCUGUGCCCCUGGAACCUGUUGUUCAUAGUGGCUGCUAUCUAUAUUUUGGCCGCUGGAUUAUGGCGACUGUCAAAUUCAAUAAUUAUACAUGGUAUUUUAAUAUAUAUAUUAAAAUCUAGACCCGUUCAUAUAUUAGUAUUUUUGCUCAUAUUAAAAUUAGGAUACGGGUGGUGUGAGUCCAUGUGCCGAAACUAUAUUUUGGUACUGUAUAUUUUUGCAGGCCUACUGCGUCAGGCAGGUAUUUAGUUUCAUGUGUAGUGACUAUUACCGUAUGUUGCUCACACGUGCCCCUUGCAGGUAUCGCCGUGUGGGCACGUAAUAAUAUUAUUAAUUAAACAACAGUAUAGAUUUAUAUGUUGAAAUACUCAAUAUUAUAUUGUAUGAUUUUGUACACCAUAAUAUAGUUAUAACCUAUAACAUAAUAAGGAAUUAUAAUGUCAUUAACAAUUGAUAAAAGUUAAAUACAUACAGUAAUUUAAAUUGCACCAUAUUAUAGGAAGAUUCAAGUAUAUAAUACCUAUAAUACUUAAUGAUAAUAAUUAUUAAUUAUUUGUAUGAAUAUCUAAAACAAGGACAUACCUAGUAUUACAAUAAAUAUUAUUGUAAAUUAUUAAUUCCUUUGAUAAUAACUGUAUUUAUUGAGGGGAAAAAAUAUCACUAUCUGUCUUUUAAAACUUUAAUAUGUGAAACACUACAUAUUAGAUUCGGAAUGUAGUGAGUGAUCUAUUUAUUUAUUUAUUUAUUUAUUAUUAAUUAUUAAUUUAAACGGACUAAGGUCCAAUGACAAAUUUAACAAACGUAAAGCAAGAUGCAUUUCAAAAUAGAUACAGAUAAAGAAAUUUUAUAUUUAACAAUUAUUAUUAUUUAUUAUUUAGAUAGGCAACCGCCCAAUUACAAUAUAAAUUUAUUUAGAAUAUACAAAUAUUACCCAAAAUUAUUUUGUUACAGCUUAAGAAAGUAAUAAAUUAAAUACAUAUUGAACAUUAUAAUAGUUACGUACAUAUAGAAAAAAUAUCAACACAAUAUACGUUUACGAAUAUCAUAUACGAUAAAUCUAUUACACAGUAUUAUAGUUGUUAGUUUAGGAAAGUAAACAAUUUAUAUAUAAAAAAAGAUUAAUAUUAUACUUAUUUACUAAUAACAUACAUCUAUUUACGGGAGCAUUUUGACUAGUUCGUGAACUGAAACAGCACAUAAAAGGUAUUUGAUUGUCUGGUGCUACGUCUAGGAAUAGAGAAAUUUAAAUUGGCAAGUAGAUUAGGAAAAUAAAUGCUUCCAUUAAGUAGUUUAAAUAUGAAGCAGAGACCUAAUCUUAUUCAUCUUAUUUCCAGCGAUUCAAGGUUUUAAAUAUGUCAACAAUGGCUGGUAAGAGGAGUGAGGUUGCUGUAAAACGUUACAUUUAAAUGAUACUGUUCUCAGAAACCAAUUUUGUAUUGAUUCUAUAGCUUGUAUUGAACCUACAUUACUUGGUGAUCAAACUAUGGAGUUUUACUCCAGAAUUGAAUGUACAUAUGCGCAUUAUAAUGAUUUCAACACAAUUGGAUUUUUGAAGUCUGCAGCUUUGGGUUGGGUUAUAAAACCUAUGGAUGAUGCAUUGCUUUGCACAUGUGUGCAGUGAGUAUUAAAGAGGAGAGAUGUGUCAAAAAAUAUACCUUAAUCCUUAUUCUGAUGACCACAAUUGAGUUCCUAAUCGUUUAAAUAAUAACUAUGAAUAUAUGGGGAUCACUUUUUCAAAAAAGUUAAUGACUACAUUUUUUAAUAUUGAGAUAUAAUUUUGCUCACUCCAAAUACAGAGGUGGUUCAAAUUAUUUUGAAGGAUUGCAGCAUCAUUAGAUGUUUUAAUGAUACAAACAACUUUAAGAUCAUCAGCAAAUAAUAACAUUUGUGAAUUAAAAAACUUAAUGUCAUUAAUGAAUAAAUUAAAUAAGAGCGGUGCAAGAUGAGAUCCUUGAGGGACACCAGAAGUCACAUUAAAGUAAUUCAAAUAGAAAUGUUUUUACUUAACGUAAUGCUUCCUAUUGGAAAUGAAAGAAAAGGGUUUUGAAUACCUAGACAUUUUAAUUUAAAAACUAGGACAUUAUGAUCGAUUAUGUCAAAUGCUUUUGAAAAAUCCGUAAACACAACAUCUAUUUGAUGGCCUGAUUUAAAUGCAUCCAGGAUAUAAUGCUCGAAUAGUAGAAGAUUUGUGGUUGUAUAUCUACCUGAUAUAUAAAGCCAUGUUGUUUAUUAAUAAAUAUAUUUUUAAAUAGUGGGUUAAUUUUUUUAAACAAUACUUUCAAAUAUUUUUUGGAACAAUUGAUGAAUAAAAAAAAAAAUAUAUAUCACAAUUCAUAAAUAAAUCUUAUAAUUUAAUAAUUAAGCAUAAUUUAGAAUAGAUUAAUAAUAUAAUAACAAAAACAAUUCAAACAUAAAAUCUAAUAAUAUAGUUGUUAAAAGAUUCAAUAGAAUUAAAAUUAAAUAAAUUGAUUUUGGUAUCAUUAGCUAACCUAGUGAUUUUAAUUAAAGGGAGAUUUAUUAAAUAAUUGGUUUUUUUGUAAUUGUAUAUAAAAGGUGUUAGUAGAUUUAAUGUGGCAUUGAGGUACAUACAAAUCUAAAUAAUUUAAUAAUUCAGGGCUGAGUAUAUGACCAUUGACCGAUUUAUAUAGGAAUUUUAAAUCACUUAUAUUUCUCCUGACAGCAAGACUAGUCAUAUUUAGUGUCUCUAACAGUGGUUUAUUAGGUGUAUGAGGUUAACGUGGAAUAUCACAUUUGUACCAUAUAAAGUGAAGGAAGCAAUUCUGUAUAGCUUCAAGACAUUGAAUAUGAGUAUUUUCUUAGGGCGACCAGACUAUCGAAAAAUUAUAUUCUAGAAUAGAACAUAUUAUUGAAAAAUAUAAUGUCUUAAAUGUAAAGGGGUCAGUAAAAUCUUUACAUGCCCUGCUUAUGAAUCCUCAAAUAAAUGAUGAUUUCUUAAAAAUAUUUAAAUAAUGUUUAUUGAAAGAUAAAUUUGAACUAAACAUAAUACCUAAAUUAAGAUUUUAAAUCACUCGUCGAAGCAAAAUAUCAUCUAAAUAAUAAUUAUAAAGAACGUUAAACUUGCUUUUACUAUAUGUUUUUUUUUUAUUGUGUACUAGGAACUUUUCUAUUAGAAAUCUAGUAUCGAUCUUCCUAAUGUAGCAUUUUUUCUGAAAAGAAACUUUAUUUAGUUUAAGCAAUGGAAGAUCAUUUUUGUUUUUCCAAGCAGUUUUCAUAAUAGUUGAGAAAAAUUGUAAAUAUUUACAACAUUUGUAGGGUAACUAUUUCAAUGUUUAUAAUUUUUUCAAACUAUGUUUUUGAGCAAAACCGAAAAAAUCGCAAUGUAUGCUUUAAUGGGCAAUCUUUUUUAAAUUUUUUUUUUUUACAACAUACCAAAAAUAAUUAUUUUGAUAUAAUACAAUUCCAUAUUAAAAUAUUAUAAUAGUGCUUCUAAGUAAGAAUAGGAAUAUAAUGUAAAAACAAAAAAAAUAUUACUUUUUGGAUUAAAAGUUGUAUUAAACACUAAAGUCACGGUAUGAACAAAUGACAAUGUAUAUAGAAAAAUAAUAAAAUAAUAAAAAUUAAUAAACAAUAUUGCUUAAAUAAUUAAAAUAAUUAUUUAAGUGUGGUUUACACUUGCAUAGUGAAAUAAACAAAAAAAAUUAACUUUUUUCUACAAACUCAAAAUUAAACAAAUCAUUAACAGUUUUGUAUCUUAUAAGACUGCAUAAACUCAGUAAGGUAUUUAAAGGAUAUGUAAAAACAUAUAAAUCUAGUCUUUAUUUAUAACCAAACUUCACUAUGAAUCGUUUUUCGUUAGCAAUGGUUUAUUACUGCUUACGGAUAUAAAUUGAAUAACUUUAUAUAUCCUAACCUAACUUCCCACCUACAACAGUGGCACAUCAAUUCUCCAGUAUCAGCUCUCUUUUUAUUUUAUUUUUUUAUGUUUCCCUAUACACACUCCAACCAAAUCAAUGGUCAAUUUAUUUCAGUUCCAUUUUUUAUAGCUGAAAUAACAAAACUUCUACAAGAUCUACCAACAAACAACAUUCCAUUAUAAUUAUAACUUCUUACCACAUUAUUACAUUAUCAUUUUGGACAUAUUCUGUUUUAAUUUUACUAAAAUUCUAUUGUUAUUUCUAAUAUGAAAACAAUAUAUUAUAUGUGAAAAAGUACCUACUACAAAACAUUCAAAGACAGGUUGCUUUAUUUUUAAAAUGUAUUAUUAAAUAAUAUUGUUUAUCAUACUAUGCAUAAUAAAUAUAUAUUUUUUUUUUUUUUUGCCAUUAUAGGAAGGAUUCGAGUGAAACCCCAGUAUAACGUGGUUCGAUACAGUACAAAUUAUCUUAUUAUGUGUUUCUUUUUUCCCUUUCAAAUUGUGUAAUAUUUAAUUCUGUGCAAUAAUUGUAUAUUUAAAAAAAACAUUGCUUCCUUCUAUUUUGACUCCAUAUUAUUUUAUUAUUAAGUAUAAACAGUUUUUAUGGUCUCAAUAUUUUACUAUUAUUUUUGUACUUAAAAUUUGUUUAUGUAAAUAUUUUAUAUCUAAGAUAAGCUUGAACUAGGGUUUCCUAUUGUUAAUUAGUGUAGCGGUAGACACAAUUACAGUGUAGUAUAUUGCAGUAUUUUAUGUAGAUAGUUAAUAGUUGUAUACUAAUUUUUGACAGCUAAAUUUGUACAUAUAUAUAGGUAUAUUUUAUAAAACCAUUCAAAUGUGCAUUUCCACAAUUGUGUAACCUUUAAUUUGUUUAAUAUAAGACUAAAUUGUGUAAAAUCAAUGAAAUUAAGAAGAAAUCAAUAAGAAUAAGUAAUAACCUCUGAGAACCCUAGUCAAAGCAAAGCCCAGGAACCAAUCAGCCACGCUUCCACUGCCAUGGACCUUGUACAGACAAACUUACUUUUUAGGAGUAUAAUAUUGAUAUUAUUAUUAAUUAUCUCAUUUAUAUCAUUCCACACAAUCACACAUAUCUUAGUAUAAAAUUAUUCCAAUUUGAUCUAUUUAUUAUAUUUUAUCUUAAGUGCCAUACUGCCGCGAAUUGGUCCAAUCGUAUGUGAUACCUAGGCCUAGGUAUAUAUAAUCUUUAAUCUUUAUCCAUUUUGACGUUCAUAAAAGUGCUCUGGUUAUUUUAUUAUCACGGUUAUGAUUGUUAGAAAUGUCAUAUAUUUAUACAUACUUUUUCAGAUUGUUGCAUAUUUUUGAAUUAUAACAAUGUAACAUUGUGCUCAACUGUUAUGGUCCAGCAAAAAUUUAUUCGAUGAAAUUAUUGUAAUAAUAAUAUAAUAUAGUAAUAUACUAUUAUCAUAUUUUGUAAGUUAAGAACACUCAAUUUUAUUUGUAGUCGAGUGAAAAUCGUGAUCUGUAUUUUUUUUUUUUUUUACUUUUAUUUUGACAUUCCAGAAGAGUUGUGAUUUUUUUUAUUUUUUAAAUAAAU
Molecule: messenger RNA, 32385 nt
Organism: Cinara cedri
Lineage: Eukaryota; Metazoa; Arthropoda; Insecta; Hemiptera; Aphididae
Source: the annotation of a GenBank genome assembly